CGAUGGCUCGCACCCAGCAGACGGCCCGCAAGUCCACCGGCGGCAAGGCCCCGCGCAAGCAGCUGGCCACCAAGGCCGCCCGCAAGAGCACCCCGGCCACCGGCAGCGUGAAGAAGCCGCACCGCCACCGGCCCGGCACCGUGGCCCUGCGCGAGAUCCGGCGCUACCAGAAGUCCACCGAGCUGCUGAUCCGCAAGCUGCCGUUCCAGCGCCUGGUGCGCGAGAUCGCGCAGGACUUCAAGACCAACCUGCGCUUCCAGAGCUCAGCCGUGAUGGCGCUGCAGGAGGCCUGCGAGGCCUACCUGGUGGGUCUGUUCGAGGACACCAACCUGUGCGCCAUCCACGCCAAGCGGGUCACCAUCAUGCCCAAGGACAUCCAGCUGGCCCGCCGCAUCCGCGGGGAGAGGGCGUAAAAAGUCUAGUGUAUGUAACCCCCUCUUGCCCCUCCUACCUCCUCCCUUUACCCUGUUCUCCCACGAAAGGAUCCCCCUAAGACCCCUGUCCUUCCCCCGG
Onychomys torridus (southern grasshopper mouse) is the source of this 513-nucleotide messenger RNA. RefSeq names its product histone H3.1-like. Gene Ontology annotation, molecular function: structural constituent of chromatin; protein heterodimerization activity; DNA binding. Bases 3 to 413 code for a protein of 136 amino acids. NCBI's taxonomy places the organism in Eukaryota, Metazoa, Chordata, Mammalia, Rodentia, Cricetidae. Gene Ontology annotation, cellular component: nucleosome. The transcript has a single exon. The record is from RefSeq and is a predicted model, not a curated record.